ACACACACACACACACACACACACACACACACACACACACACACACACACACACACACACACACACACACACACACUCCGGCCUUCUGUACAUUCCCUAAAGCUCAGUGAGGAUUUACACACCGCGUGUUUUUGGGUUUAAUCCGGCUUCCGGUUUUGUGAGGAGUUUUUCCGGACCGUGCAGGGUGGAGACACAAUAACAACAACAAGCAUCACUUACACCACCAGCUCCAUCAGAAGCUUCUACCAUCAGCGUCGGAGAGUCAAAGAGUCAAAGAGUCGGAGAGUCAAAGAGUCGGAGAGUCAACGAGGCAGAGAGUCAGAGUGUUUGUGAGUCAUGCCCCAGACUGAGGGACUGAAACGCUUCAGUCUGCACAAUUCUGGAGAAAAACAGUAACAUGAAGCUGACAUUUCGAACCCAGGAGCUCUCGAGGAACUGAGAACAUCUUCACCUUUUAAAUUUGCACUCAGCAGCAGCUACAGUGUCCAGGUAGAGUCUCUAAUGUCCUUCAUCUCCACCUCCCCUGAGUCUCUGCACUCUGGUUAUCAGUGAAAAGCCCCUCGGUCGUGUGGGAGGAUGAGGAGCAGCGAUGAGGCUGAAGGUUUCGAUGGCGAGGCCUCCAACACGGCGAUGGUGUCGGGGGCCAACAGUCCGUAUCAGCCAACCACAGAGCCGGUUCUCUCCCGGAGUGUGUUCAGGAGCAUGAGCUGGAACCCACACUACCUCACGUCACAACUCGGCAUCCUGAAGAUCAUCGAAGUGGUUCUGUCCCUUAUUGCGUUUAUCUGCAUUGAGACGGUGAUGAUGUGUUCUCCCUGUACUGGAGUGUAUCUGUUUGAGUUUGUGAGCUGCAGCUCGUUCGUGGUGACAGGACUCUUACUGCUGCUCUUCAUCCUCAACCUCCACAGCAAACUCACACAGAUCAACUGGAGCUUAGUGGACCUGAUUAACGCUGCCUGCUCCACGCUGUUCUUCUUCAGUGCCUCAGUGGUGUUAGCGGCACUCAAUCACCAGAGUGGUGCAGAAAUCGCUGCUGUGAUCUUCGGCUUUGUGGUGAUGUCAGUGUAUGGUGUUAACACGGGUGUGUGUGUGAGACAGUGGCGCUCAGGAGACCAGCGUCCCCUACAGACCAGCGAGUACACACGUGCCAGGACGGCCUCGCGCAGUGAAGUGGAAUCGCGACCUGAAUAACACACACACGUUAAACACACAAACUCACACUAAACACUUUAUUAUAAACAUUAAUCGUGUACUAAUUCAGAAGGUGUGUGUGGUUAUGUGUUUAUGCUACAAAAUGUUUUAUGUUUCUGAGUUUUAAAUUCUGGGUUUUUUUUCAGUUGUCCACAUACACUUGAGCUAAUGGCUAACACACAGUCCGAGCGAUUAAACACGAUUAUCUGUACUAGGGCUAACGUCGCAGCUAGCUCAGCGUCUUUGUGCUAGUUGUUAAUCUUUCUGAUUAUCUGUUAAUGUGUGGAAUGAUUCCUCCGUCUGUGCUGUUAAGACCUAGUUGCUAGUGUUUUGGCUAGUUACUGUUAGCUAACACUAGUGAUAGAGAUGAUUCAUGAACUUGUGUGUGUGAUUUAUAUUGUAUCAGUCUCUACAUUUUAAUCAUCAUAAGCAGUAAUAAUAAUUAGCAAUUCAGCUAGUUGACAAGUCUGAACAUUUAGACUAGUGUUUCUGCUUGUGACUCUUCUGCGGUCACCAGCAUCACUGAGGGGUAUCUGGGUAUCUGUGAGGGUAGUUAGCAUUUCAGCUAGUUUUACUCUUUUGGAUACGUAAUAGUGUGUGAGUUUCUAUUUUUUACCAUUUGCUCUCCUCACAGAUUAUGAUAAAGAAUACAGAAAUAGAAAAGAAAGGAAAACUCUGUGAUGUCAGUAAAUCAUGAACUACGACAAAUUUAUAUAAAACUCAAGCUUUUGUUUUGACUCUUAAUAUUAGGAUCAGACUGUAAACACUUUGUAACUGUUGUGUGUUAUUUUAUCUUUAAAAUGUUCUUUUGGUACUAAUUUUAUAUUUUACUUUGUGUGUGUGUUCCUUUGUGUUUGAUUUGUCCUGUUGUUUGUGUGUGUGUGUGUGUGUGUGUGUGUGUGUGUGUGUGUGUGUGUGUGUGUGUGUGUGUGUGUGUGUGUGUGUGUGUUAAUUUCAGUGUUGCGGUGUUUCAUUACCUCCUCCCUGUAGUGUGCACUACAUAAUAAUCUUCUGUCCCCUUCAACAUGGUUUUAUAGAUUUAAAAGUAAUAAUGUGGACUUUGACACAGUCUGUUGUCUCUGUACCUCGUUUCUGUACCUCGUUUCUGUACCUCUUCUCUAUACCUCACCUCUGUAUCUCAUCCUUACACCUCGUCUCUGUAUCUCAUCCCUAAACCUUGUCUCUACACCUCAUCUCUCUAGCUCGUCUCUGUACCUUGUCUCUGUACCUCGUCUCUAGCUCGUCUCUGUACCUCGUCUCUGUAUCCCGUCUCUAUUUUCCUGAAUAAAGCUUGAGUUUUGAAGUGAAGCUUUGAUGCUAAUUAACCAGUCUCAGAUGAUGGGUUUAGCGCUAGUCAAUAGUGAUGGGGUUAUUUUGUUAGCUAGUAUUUGCUUGUUAACAUUUGUGCUGUUAGAGUUUAUGAUUUGCUGCUAGCUGUGAAUAGCCUGCUACACAUGAGGCAGUGGGUGGAGUCAUCACUGUCACUCAAAUCUCAAAAUAGCUUCUUAAAAUCUAUGUUUAUUCUGACGGAACAUUUGUAAGCGUUUUGGUCGAGCACUAGCAUAUUUCCUUAGCCACAGUCAUCAGGACUAGUCGCUUAAUCUACUUACAUUUGAGUGCUUUGUUGGCAUUUUAGCUACUUCAAAAAAAUUGGGAUAAAUCUGUAAAAAUACAACUAAAUUCUAUGAAAUUUAAAAAAAUGCAGAACACUAAAAAUAUCGAACAUUAAUUGCUUUCUGCACUACAAAUAUUCAGGUACUAUCACAUGCCAGUGUGUAGUGCGAGUGUGUUGUGUGUGUAGUGUGUGGGUGUGUUGUCUGUUGUGUGUAGAGAGGGUGUGUAGUGUGUUUUGAGUGUUGUGUGUUGUGAGUGUAUAAUGUGUUGUGAGUGUGGUGUGUGUUGUGUGUAAUGUGUUGUGUGUGUGUGUGUGUGAGUGUGUUGUGUGCGAUUUAAUCUUUAUUGUGCUUUAUGUAAUUACACACUCCUCACUUUGAGGUUUUAUUGAUAAAUUAAUAUCUGAUUGUAAGUUAAUUAUUUAUCCCUUUUUAAUUGCAGUCUGUAAUCUGAGGCUCAAUAAUCCGACACUGUGACGUUUUAAACAGGAACACAGAAGCUCUCAGAUGUGUAUUUAUAGAGCUGUGUUUAUUUACACACUUAUUUACUGAAAUUCUCUCAUUUGUGAAAUAAAUAAAAUUUGAUCGAA
Messenger RNA from Tachysurus fulvidraco (yellow catfish), 3394 nucleotides. It is a transcript of the gene cmtm4, whose product is annotated as CKLF-like MARVEL transmembrane domain containing 4. The record is from RefSeq and is a predicted model, not a curated record. The coding region runs from base 577 to 1191 and encodes 204 amino acids. Gene Ontology annotation, cellular component: membrane. NCBI's taxonomy places the organism in Eukaryota, Metazoa, Chordata, Actinopteri, Siluriformes, Bagridae. The transcript has 5 exons.